GCAGAAUAAGCGAGCGUGGCGGGAUCGAUGCCGCCUGGUGGACGGGUUUGAUUACUUCGCCCUGUGUAUUUACUCCGGACUCGCCAAGGAACAAGCCGGAUCAUGAGUGCGUGAUAAAAGGGCGAGAGGCGAGUGCUGGACUGGCGACAUGACCAACGUAUAUUCUUUCGACGGGCUCCUGGUUUUUGGUUUGCUUUUUAUAUGCACCUGUGCAUAUUUAAAGAAAGUUCCACGUCUGAAUAAAUGGCUACUUUCUGAAAAGAAAGGGGUGUGGGGUGUAUUUUACAAAGCUGCAGUAAUAGGAACAAGGCUUCAUGUACCAGUUGCACUCUCUUGCCUUGUCACAGGUGUUUAUGUUCUGUUUAUUAAAUAACACCAGCAAUCCAAAACUGACCUUGAUUCUGAAUGGAACAAUAUAUUUUACAAGAUCACUCAGCGAGGAUUAAGAUCAGAAGAUGUUUUCUUUCUAUAGAAGAACUGAACACUUCAUCACUAUUCUCAUGAACUAUCCUGGAGGUGCUUGGAAGAAAUACUGGCCAAUAGAGUUAAGUGCUGGUGUAUGUACAUGGCCUAUAUUAAAUCUGACCCAAAAUUUUGCAAUAUAUGCACACUUAACAACUUGUCUCACUUAAAAAUGUCAUGAAGGAUGCAUCAGCUAAUUAAAAGGAUGCUUGACUAUUCCAUUUUUAAAGCUAGUCUUUAUGUUGUUUGGUAACUUUGUUAAAUUUUUAAUUAAACCAUCUGAAUUUUUUGGUUUCUAAAUUUAAUGUCAAGUUUCCAUAUUUAAUUGAAAGUUUGUUUGGACUCCUUUUGGCUAAGAUAUUGAGAUCGUUGUACCUUGGUCGAGUUGACUGUUUGCAUCUGUCUUCCUAAAAUGAUGUGUAUUAUAGGUUAAUAAUAAAGUUAAUGCUGUAUUGAGAAUCUAGUACUGUAAUGAUUUUAAAGAGGGAAACCUGCAGAAAAUAUAUUUUUUUGUGUUUUUGGUUAAAUUGGCCAGCCAAAUCUGUAAUUGACAUUUUAGCAAAAAGAACUCUGCCUGAUCUGCCUUAAAGUGGUCAGUUACUGGGAGCACAAUGACUGCACUAGUCACUGGAAGCUAAAGUAAUGAUUUUCUGAAUGUUGCUUCAUUCAUGCUUCUUGUUCUUUCCUUUAUCUUGGAUCUGCAGUAUAUGUUCUUGGGAAUUAUUAACUGCAUGUUGAACAUUAUCAUUUUGGACAGAAAUAUGCUGCUUUCAAACAAUAAAAGCUACUCUUGCAGAGAAAAGCGAUUUCAAAUUUUAAUAGUGAUAAUAUUUUUCAUUGACAUUUCAAGAAUGUUAUUUGAAUCUAUAUUUUAUAUCUUGCAGCUAUAUAUUUUUUUUCCAGAAGAAAUGGAAUUGAUUAUUUCUCUCUGAUACCAGCAUCUGGUCUUCUGUUUUAAAUCUGAUCUGAAAUGGUCUUAGUCUGUACUACAAAUAUGUAACAUGAUGAAACUUUCCCAAUUAAUUAUCUGCAAGUUUGUAAACCCUUUUUUGACAUAAUGUUUCUCCACAUCCCUAAUCCUCAGCUUUCUAAGUAUAAUAGUAGGGUCAUAAACCAUUAUCUUGUUUUGAAAAGAACAUGAAUGUGUACUGAAAGAACUUGCAUGGCUAGGGACCUAGUGUUGGAAAUUAGGAUUAAAUUGGACAGCUUAUUUUGAAUUGC
Hypanus sabinus (Atlantic stingray) is the source of this 1683-nucleotide messenger RNA. It is a transcript of the gene tmem167b, whose product is annotated as transmembrane protein 167B. The transcript has 3 exons. Lineage: Eukaryota; Metazoa; Chordata; Chondrichthyes; Myliobatiformes; Dasyatidae. The record is from RefSeq and is a predicted model, not a curated record. The coding region runs from base 149 to 373 and encodes 74 amino acids.